Molecule: messenger RNA, 1307 nt
Organism: Cajanus cajan (pigeon pea)
Lineage: Eukaryota; Viridiplantae; Streptophyta; Magnoliopsida; Fabales; Fabaceae
Product: translocation protein-like protein
Biological process (GO): post-translational protein targeting to membrane, translocation
Cellular component (GO): endoplasmic reticulum; endoplasmic reticulum membrane
Source: RefSeq, a predicted model, not a curated record
GAGAUUCACUUUAGUUGAUAUUAAAAUGUUAGAAAAAUAGAAGAAAUAAAAAGAGAGAGAGAGAGAGAGCGUAGGGUAACAGACAGAGAAGGAAAUGAAGAAGUCUUCGGGAGGCGCAGCUGACAAGAAGAGGGUCCGACGCUCCGCCGCACCAGAUCCCACCUCUGACGCCCCUCCUAGGGUUAGGAAACAAGCUGUCAAGAAAGACGUGUUCCAGGUGUUUGCUGAGAAGGUUAGAGACCAUAAGGAUUUGGUUUCGAGAUGGGCUGUUCUACAAGAGACGCGGGUUGAGUAUUUUAGAGGGAAGGAUUUUGUGAGCUUCUUGAAAAACCAUCCGGAGCUCAAAGAUAUUCUAGAAUCAGAUAGGAAUUUAGAAACAGAGGAGAUUGCUGACAUUCUACUUGCAAAAAAUCUUUUGGUGCGCUGUGACCGAGUUGUAAAAACUGUUCGUCCUGGGAAGAAAAAGUUGUCUACCUGGCCUGCUCAUUUAGAGAUUUUCCCCGAACAAGUAUUUUCUGAAAACGAUGCUUUUUUCGCUUGGACAUUUGUAAAACGCCAUCCACUUUGGCAGACACUGCUCUCAUUUUUCUGGCCUGUGUUAACGUUGGCUAUUUGCUUGUUUCCUGUGUACCCUCAUCGCUGCAAGCUAUUAAUACUUUACUCAUGCGCUGGGAUCCUUUUUCUAAUUCUCUCUCUACUAUUGAUAAGAGGUACAAUAUUUGGCGCUUUAUAUAUUCUUCUUGGAAAGCGAAUCUGGUUUUUUCCUAACAUCCUUGCCGAGGAAGCAACACUGCGGGAGUUGUUCAGAUUUUGGCCUAAGAAAGAUGAAGAGGAAAGGCCCAAGUGGACAACAAGGCUAUUCUAUGCUGGGGUAGCUGUGCUGUUCAUAUUAUUACUGAGGCAUCAUGCCCCCGAUGAAGCUGCCAGAGCAAGAUACCAGAAGAGGGUAUCUAACAUCAUUGAUGAUGUUCUUGAAUGGUCUCCAAGUUUAGCCUUGUCUGGGAUGAUGGACAAGCAACAAAAUGUGGCUAAUGCCACAGGGUCCGCCUCCGAUGCAAGCACAACUGGACCGGAGGAUGCAACUCCAGCUGAUGGUGAUGAUGCAAAAACAUUCACGGAACAGGAUAGUAAUACUGAAGAAGUGAUAGGGUAUGUGGAUGAAGAUAAACAUCAUGAUUAAAUUUUAAUCAUAUACCUAAAUGAAAUAUACUUAGUGACUAGUUCACAAUUUUCCUUUUGAGUGUAAAAGUACUAUGUAUGAAAUAAUAACAGUAAAAGUGAUCGCUUUCAAAUCGAUGCUCUUGAAG